Lodderomyces parapsilosis is the source of this 1944-nucleotide messenger RNA. RefSeq names its product CCR4-NOT core subunit (gene NOT5). Gene Ontology annotation, cellular component: nucleus; P-body; CCR4-NOT core complex. NCBI's taxonomy places the organism in Eukaryota, Fungi, Ascomycota, Pichiomycetes, Serinales, Debaryomycetaceae. The coding region runs from base 1 to 1944 and encodes 647 amino acids. Gene Ontology annotation, biological process: nuclear-transcribed mRNA poly(A) tail shortening; regulation of DNA-templated transcription. The transcript has a single exon. The record is from RefSeq and is a predicted model, not a curated record.
AUGAGUGCCAGAAAACUACAGCAGGAGUUUGAUAAGGUCAAUAAGAAGAUUGCCGAGGGUCUUGCGGCGUUCGAUGACACCAAGGAGAAGAUGCAAAGUUGUGAAGUUCCUUCACAAAGAGACAAGUUGGAGAAUGACUUGAAGAAGGAGUUGAAGAAACUACAAAGGUCGCGAGAUCAGUUAAAGAUAUGGUUGGGUGAUAGUAGUAUAAAACUAGACAAAUCUUUACUACAAGAAAAUCGAACAAAGAUCGAACACUCUAUGGAUAUAUUCAAGGAGUUGGAAAAGUCAUCCAAAAUCAAGCAAUUUUCAAACGAAGGGUUAGAGCUACAACGAGAGAGCAAGAAGCUGUCACGUUUUGGAGAUGUAGAGAAACUACAAGAGGCAUGCGAUUACAUUUCAGGAGUGAUUGAGCAGUUGAACAACCAGAAUGAAGAAUUGGACCAGGAGUUGGAUUCACUUGGAACUCAACUGAAAAAAAAAGGUGGCUAUUCUCUACAAGGUUCGAUAGAGGAUCUCAAGUACAAGAUAGACCGAAAUAACACUCACAUUGAGAAGUUAGAAGAGGUUUUGGAUAAUUUAGAGAAUGACAAGUUAGAUCCUGCCAAAAUUGAUGAUAUCAAGGAUGAUCUAGAUUACUAUGUUGAGAUGAACCAAGACGAAGAUUAUGUUGAGUAUGAUGAAUUUUACGAUCAGUUGGAAGUUGCUGAUGACGAAGAAGAAGAGUUGGAAGUGGAAGGAAGUUUGGCACAAAUGGCUGCAGAAUCGUUUGAAGAAGAGGAAAGAAAGAGAUUGGAGCUCCAACAAUUGGGAACCCAACAGCCAGAAGCCACGAGGGCAAGCCAAUCUUCUGCAUCCUCAUCCACGGCACCGCCACCGCCACGCCAAGCAAAAUCCGGAUCUGUGUCGUCAUCCUCGGAUGCUCAUUCACACGGGCAACAUCAUGCAAACACGACUACCGGUAGUGUGAAAGCUGAAGUGCUGGCAAAUGGUACUGUUGCUACUACUACUACUACUACACCAGUAAAGAAAGCCAAGCCAAUGAAUGUGGUGCCAGCACCUCCCCCACCGCUCACCAGUACUGUUUCUUAUUCAAGUGCGAUCAAAGCUGCACAAGCAGCCAAUGCUCAGGAAUCAACCGCUUCGUCUGUACCAAAUAAUAUGCCCAGUGCAAACAAUACUCCAAAGGUUAACAAUGAUGUACCUCUUGCUAAAGCGUUGGCGUCUACUACUUCCAGUACACCUAUCAAAGCACCACCCCCAGGUUUGAGUCAGCCACUUUCAUCUGUGAGGUCGCAAUCUGCGUCCCCACUUACGAGUGACUCUAACUUAAACGACAUGGAUCAGCGAGCAUCGCAGCAAUUAAAGAAGAAGUUAUCAAAUACUUCACAAGCGUCAUCGGCUUCUAAUUAUGAUUCUGGUUUGGGUGACUCAUUCAAUUUGUUGAUGAAUAUAACCAGCAGUCGAUUAAAUGAUCCAUUACCCAUUCAAUCUGUUGGCAAUUUGCUAGAGACAUCAUUGUUAAACUGUCCUGAUUCAUUUGAUGCAGAAAAACCACGUCAAUAUGUGCCAUUGAACGUUCAUCCGUCGCUGAUUGAUUACCCUCAAGAGCCAAUGUUUGAAUUGAAUUCUGCACACUAUAUGCUGAGAUUUGAUGAUGACACAUUGUUCUUUUGCUUUUACUAUAGUGAAGGUAUUGACAACUUUGCUAAAUUCAAUGCAGCAAAUGAGUUGACGAAAAGAGGUUGGGUAUUUAAUACUGAAGUCGGUCAAUGGUUUUCCAAAAAGGAGACCAAACCUUCUGGAUCAAAGAGAUUGCUGAUGUUGCUUCAAAAGGAAGACUCUGUAGAACCUCAAGGUGAAGUUAAUGGUGAUGCUCCAUUUAAGAAAUACUUUGAUGAAAAGACAUGGCUCGUUAGAAAUGCAAACCUGAAGAAAGUAUAG